This is a messenger RNA of Branchiostoma floridae (Florida lancelet), 1860 nucleotides long. Its product is annotated as leucine-rich repeat-containing protein 24-like. The transcript has a single exon. Lineage: Eukaryota; Metazoa; Chordata; Leptocardii; Amphioxiformes; Branchiostomatidae. The coding region runs from base 40 to 1860 and encodes 606 amino acids. The record is from RefSeq and is a predicted model, not a curated record. Gene Ontology annotation, cellular component: extracellular matrix. Gene Ontology annotation, molecular function: protein binding.
AGUAGGUGUAAAUCCUCAUAUCACUGCUCAUGCAACAACAUGGAACUCAGACGAAUCCCCAAGUGGCUGCCACCAUCUGUCACUAACUUGGAUUUGGCAAGAAAUAAGAUUUCAUCUUUAAGUGUGUCAAGGCUCACAAAGUAUAAGAACCUGAAGAUAUUGGCCCUACACGGCAACCAAAUAACUAACAUUGAGAUAAUUCCAAAUCUACCAAAGCUCACAUUCUUAACCCUAUCGGAUAAUCAAAUAACUAACAUUCAACCUGGCGCAUUUUCAAAUCUACCAAAGCUUGCAAAUUUGUACCUAUCCAACAACAGAUUAACUAAUAUCCAAACUGGUGUAUUCUCAAACCUACUGAAUAUGAAAAAGUUGAGGCUAAGGUCUAACCAGAUAACUGACAUUCAGCCUGGUGCAUUAUCAAACCUACAAAGGCUUGAAACGUUGCAGUUGAAAUCCAACCAGAUAACUAUGAUUCACCUUAAAACCUUCUCAAAGCUACCCCACCUGAAAUAUCUAUUCCUGGAUUCCAACAACAUAACUGAGAUUCACGGAGGGACAUUCUCAAAUCUGCCACAGCUCCAAAUUCUGACCCUGCAGUCAAACCAUAUAUCUGUCCUUCCUCUGUCAGCAUAUAGCAUGUUGGCAUCUAUUCCUGAUGUGCAGAUUUUCAACAACCCCUGGCAGUGUGACUGUAGGAUGGUUCCCGUCUGGUUAAAAGUAAAUAGGUCACCAGACCCUCCUUCAUUUGUAAAUCAAAUCGUAUGCUCCCAGCCUGUCAUGUUCUCUGGACAGAAGAUCAAAGAUAUCAACCCCGUGGGCAAGAUCUGCAAAGUGGCACUACCAACCACACUGCCUGUCAAUCAGAUCAAAAUAUCAACCGUGUCUGUUCAUAGCAGGGAAAAUGCUGGCUUAACAGCACGUCCUGUACACACCACAUUCACCACACUGUCUGUCCAUCCGAGCAAAAUAUCAACUGUGCAUGUUGAUGGCAUGGUGAACUCUGGCUCAACAGCACGCCAUGUACACACCACACUGCCUGUCAAUCUGAGCAAAAUAUCAACUGUGUCAAUUGAUGGCCAGUUGGGCAGUAAUAAUAGCUCCUGCAAUUGCACCACUAGCCACACUUCUAACUACCAGUGGUGCUUUAAACAGUGCUCAGCAGCACGUCCUGUAGGCCCCACAUUCACCCCACUGGCUGCCGAUCCAAGUAAACCAGAGAACAACAGUUCCCAUGAACCAGGUCCCAGUUUUCCCCUACCUGUUGUCAUUGCCUCUGUCUGUGGACCAGUAGCUGGCAUUGUCCUGACUAGUGCUCUCAUUCUCACAAUCUGGUGCAAGAGGAGGGCCAAGAAUCCUCCUUCGCCCCCAAAUUCCAACAUUGCUUUGCGUAACACUAACAGGAAAGCUAAUGUAAUGCCUUUCGGCCAUGAUCAGACAGGGCAGGGCCAGUCGCAGGCUAUCACUGAGCCCAAGACACACGCCACAGCUGUCUCGCAGUCUCAUUACUAUGUAGAUGCAGACUCAUUCCCAAACCCUCCCAAACCUGGUGCAGGUCCAGGAUUACCUCCUAAAGCAAAGUCCCCUGUUCCACCCAGAAAAAGUACACUUCCUGCCCCUAGCACCCUCACCAGCCUACAUGAUGAUGAUGGUGAUUGUGUGUAUGUGGAGCCAGACGGUGCCAUGUAUAUGCAGCCAGAAAAUGUCCUGUAUGAGAUGCCGGCAGAUUCAGAUCCAAGACAGCCUACUGAAGAACCGUCCAAAGCACCACCCAAAAGAAAUCACUUCUUAAAGACAAGCCUAACUCCCCUCCCCGUGGUGAGGAUGAUGUUUAUGUGCAGCCAGAUGGUGCCCUCUACAUGA